CGGCAUUCUAGUUGGAGGCUGUAAAAUACUGCACCAGUAUCAGUUGCGGGCUUCUAGUCGUGCAAAGUGGUACACAGUCCCGGGCACCAAUGGGGAGCUUCCGGGCGGUUAUAUUGAGUUUAACUCUGUUGAGUCAGUUCUAUGGUGGCUUCGGGCAGUACGCAUCGUCGUCCUGGGGCAACACACAGACGACAGCAGCAAGAAACAAUUACCCCGGUAACACGUACUAUGGAUGGAACGGCAACAGUGUGGCACCCGGAAGGGUGGACACCAACAGAUACUCGCGCAUUUCGUGUAGGGAAAAUGCGAUCAAUUACGAUUGCCUUUUCAAAGAUGUGCACAUCGAGGAAAACGAAGCGGUAUCGACAGACCGCUUCAGCGAUUAUGGACUACCGCACGCCAGUGCCGUAAAGUCGCUGGCGUUUACGAGCUCCACUGUUAGGCGUUUGCCCGCAGCACUGCUGGACACGUUUCCGAACACCGCAUUGCUUAACCUGCAGGAUCUGCAACUAAGAACGAUCGAUCGCGAUGCCUUCGCCUAUGGGGAGCAGCUACAGCAGCUGUACCUAAGUUCGAAUGGAUUGACGGAGCUUGAACAGGGCGUAUUCGACAGUCUGCGUGCAAUGAAUGUGAUAAUGCUAAAUAGAAACCAUCUUUCGCGUCUUCCGGAGGGCUUGUUUUACCGCAACGAGAUGCUGCUUAGUGUGUCAAUAACACAUAACGGUCUUACGCGCAUCGAAGAUAGUACCUUCGCGUACAAUCGUUAUUUGGAGAGUGUCAAUGUUUCUAGCAACAGUAUCGAACACUUUGACCUGAGUCGGCUUACUGCGGCACACGAGAUCGAUGUCAGCCAUAACCGCCUUACACAGCUGAAGAUUCCGGCACGGUUGGGAAGACUAUUCGCCUCCCAUAAUCAUAUCGAUCGCAUAGUAACGAUUGGACAAAACAGGGAAUUGAAGGUGAUCCAUCUUUCGAAUAAUAAGCUAACGACCGUUUCCUGGGCCUCGAUGUACCCGGAACUGGAAGAGCUCGAUCUGGGGCACAACGAAAUCGAAGACGUGCAGCAUGUGCAUUUCCCCGCGCAAAUAAAGCUGAAGAAGCUGUUGCUGAACAACAAUCGUUUGUUCACCUUCGACCUCUCCAAGGCGUCCGUCAGACAACUGCAGGUGUUGGAUCUGUCGUACAAUCAGUUAACGUAUGUGGACAGCAACAGUAAGAUCUUCGACAGGGCACAGCAACUAUACCUGCACAAUAACGCGAUCGUAACGCUAAAAUUAACAGCCAACAACGUCCUACAGAACAUCAGCCUUUCGGAUAAUGAUUGGGAUUGUGCGAAUUUGCGCACACAGCUCACGGUGAUGCAGCCAAACACUGUUCUUCUCGACUAUGAUGUACCGCCCUGCAAAGCAAAUUACACUAUGGAGAGUAGAUUAUGCUGCAAAGAAGCCGCUAUGCCAUACCACGACCGGUUGUUGGAGCAGAUUCACCUUAACAGUGAGUUUGAGCGGGCAAACAGAAUCCAGUGUGAAAAUAAUGAUGCGAUCGUCGAUAUUGCCGAGCUGAAUAAAGCUCUGUCAUCGGUUUCGUCCGCGUCACCCGAAACGCUCCGGAGCGAAGUAAGUGAGCUGCAAUCCAUUGUUGCCUCACUAUCAGCUGAGAAAACCAGUGAAGAACAGGGGCUGUACAGUGUAAAGCAAAUGCUCAUCAAUAAGCUGCCCCGGUACGGCGGUAUACAUGAAGGUUUCGAUACACCGCGAAUGCUGCUGGAUAAAUUGAUACCCCGCCUAGAGGAUCGCAAACGGCUCCGUGAGAGCAAAACUAUUGAGGAGCGGCAAGAAGCUGCGGUGAAAAAAGCGGAGCAUGAUGAGCUGAAAACGUUCAUUGACUCGUUGGAGGCCACUUUAAAACAACGUAAAGCAGUCAACAUCAAAAUGAAACAGGAUACGGUUAAAAUCAACGACGAUAUUAAAAAACUCAAAUCCAAACUGAACGCCAAUGCACGUUCCAGCCACAUAUACGCCUAAAAGGGGAACGUACAUACCUGCGGAAUCGAAUUGCAUCUUGCAAACGUGCUCUACUCGGAUUCCAGAUAACCGGUAAGCCUGAUGUGCGGAUGUUGAAACAUGAAAAUAAAUGGAAGGUUUUAAGUAGAUCA
Anopheles darlingi is the source of this 2155-nucleotide messenger RNA. Its product is annotated as leucine-rich repeats and immunoglobulin-like domains protein 3. The transcript is spliced from 2 exons. Lineage: Eukaryota; Metazoa; Arthropoda; Insecta; Diptera; Culicidae. Gene Ontology annotation, molecular function: protein binding. Bases 90 to 2024 code for a protein of 644 amino acids. The record is from RefSeq and is a predicted model, not a curated record.